Molecule: messenger RNA, 783 nt
Organism: Eufriesea mexicana
Lineage: Eukaryota; Metazoa; Arthropoda; Insecta; Hymenoptera; Apidae
Product: NADH-ubiquinone oxidoreductase chain 5-like
Exons: 6
Coding region: 1-783 (260 amino acids)
Biological process (GO): electron transport coupled proton transport; ATP synthesis coupled electron transport
Cellular component (GO): respiratory chain complex I
Molecular function (GO): NADH dehydrogenase (ubiquinone) activity; NADH dehydrogenase activity
Source: RefSeq, a predicted model, not a curated record
AUGUCCACUUUCACGGGACACGAAAACGGGCUCGAAAACUACCCGGAGAUCGGUGUACAGCACAAUAACAUCUGGAACACGGAUUUCGAGAAGGUGUGUUUCGAUGCAGGUUAUGUUUUUGCUAUUUUCUAUAUCAAGAUGAAAGUGUUAUUAGCUGAUAGUGAACAGGAAAUCGAUGAAACGGAUUAUACUCAAGAUACCGAUAUUCCUCGUAAUAUAGAUUUCAGGAAGGGUAAGACAAGAAUACCUAUAGCAAUAAUGGCUUCAACACCAGUUUCAUCAUUAGUUCACUCAUCAAGAUUAGUAACAGCUGGGGUUUAUUUAAUAAUUCGUCAUGAAGAAUUAUUGGAAUUAAAUUUUAAAAAUAUAAUUCUAUUCAUAUCAAGAUUAACUAUAUUAUAUUCUGGUAUUUCUGCAAAUUUUGAAUUAGAUAUUAAAAAAAUUAUUGCUUAUUCAACCUUAAGACAAUUAAGAUUUAUAAUAAGAAUUUUAUCAAUAAAUUUAAAAAAUUUAGCUUUUCUUCAUUUAUUUAUUCAUGCUAUAUUUAAAUCAUUAAUAUUUAUAUGUGUAGGAAGAUAUAUUCAUUAUUUAAAUAAGAAUCAAAAUAUUAAAUUUUAUAAUGGAAUAUUUUAUAUUUAUCCAGUAAAAAGAAUAAUUUUUAUUUCUUCAUUAUUAAGAUUAAUAGGUUUUCCUUUUUUAGUUGGAUUUUAUUCUAAAGAUUUAAUAUUGAACCUUAUGCUGUUAAUGAGAAUCGCAUUGGCUAUUUCUGACCUCUAUUUUUGA